Balaenoptera ricei (Rice's whale) is the source of this 1035-nucleotide messenger RNA. It is a transcript of the gene XRCC2, whose product is annotated as X-ray repair cross complementing 2. Gene Ontology annotation, cellular component: replication fork; centrosome; Rad51B-Rad51C-Rad51D-XRCC2 complex. Gene Ontology annotation, molecular function: ATP binding; four-way junction DNA binding; ATP-dependent DNA damage sensor activity. Gene Ontology annotation, biological process: double-strand break repair via homologous recombination; DNA strand invasion. The transcript has 3 exons. The coding region runs from base 71 to 913 and encodes 280 amino acids. The record is from RefSeq and is a predicted model, not a curated record. Lineage: Eukaryota; Metazoa; Chordata; Mammalia; Artiodactyla; Balaenopteridae.
CCGAGGCCGCGCAGUAAAUGGCGCAGCUGGCGGGAAAGUUGAGUGGCUGGUGCGCCGAGCCUCCGGGGCGAUGUGUAGUGACUUCCAUAGGGCUGAGUCUGGGACGGAGCUCCUUGCCCGACUGGAAGGUAGAAGUUCCUUGAAAGAAAUAGAACCACAUCUGUUUGCUGAUGAAGAUUCACCUGUGCAUGGUGAAAUUCUUGAAUUUCAUGGUCCAGAAGGAACAGGAAAAACAGAAAUGCUUUAUCAUUUAACAGCACGAUGUAUACUUCCGAAAUCGGAAGGCGGACUGGGAGGGGAAGUCUUGUUUAUUGACACAGAUUACCACUUCGAUAUACUUCGGCUCGUCACGGUUCUUGAGCACAGACUCUCCGAAAGCUCUGAAGAAGCCAUAAAACACUGCCUUGGGAGAUUUUUUCUGGUGUACUGCAGUAGCAGCACCCAGUUACUUCUCACACUGUACUCACUAGAAACUAUGUUCUGUAGUCACCCCUCUCUCUGCCUGUUGAUUUUGGAUAGCCUGUCAGCUUUUUAUUGGGUAGACCGUGUCAAUGGAGGAGAAAGUGUUAACUUACAGGAGUCCACUCUGAAGAAAUGUUCCCAACUCUUAGAGAAGCUGGUGAAUGAGUAUCGAUUGGCUCUUUUUGCAACAACACAAAGUAUAAUGCAGAAAACCUCAAACUCAGCAGAAGGGCCUUCUUGUGCCUUUAAUCGCCAGAGUGAUGUGGAUGUAGACUAUAGACCCUAUCUCUGUAAGGCGUGGCAACAAGUGGUAAAGCAUAGAAUAUUCUUCUCCAAACAAGAUGAUUCCAAAACCAGCAACCAGUUUUCUUUAGUUUCACGUCAUUUAAAAAGUAACAACUUAAAAAAACAUUUUUUUAUUAUUGGAGAAAGUGGUGUUGAGUUUUGUUGAUAUGUAACGUAAAAUAGUCUUUUUGUAGGAUAUCAUGCAAGUUUUAAAACGUCUUUAAUAGGCUAAAAUGAUUUGAUUCUAAAGUUCUUAAACUCUAAGGGAAUUUAACAUAACUGUGUUUC